Molecule: messenger RNA, 691 nt
Organism: Neomonachus schauinslandi (Hawaiian monk seal)
Lineage: Eukaryota; Metazoa; Chordata; Mammalia; Carnivora; Phocidae
Gene: DBI
Product: diazepam binding inhibitor, acyl-CoA binding protein
Exons: 4
Coding region: 146-469 (107 amino acids)
Biological process (GO): fatty acid metabolic process
Cellular component (GO): mitochondrion
Molecular function (GO): fatty-acyl-CoA binding
Source: RefSeq, a predicted model, not a curated record
UGACACCUCCGUACUCAAACCCCGUCCCCUUCUCAACUGUUUGAAACACGCUGUGCUAGCCCUAUCCGCAAGUCAGGGUUUUACUGAGACCCCGGCCUGACCCAGGGGUGGUCAGGCAGUUGACCACGCUUUUUCAGUGAAGUAUAUGCCUACUGCAGGCACUCCUAGCCUGCUUCCUUCACCAUUGUGUUUCCAGCACCUGGUACCUGGUAUGGCUGAGUUUGACAAAGCUGCUGAGGAUGUUAAGCACCUCAAGACCAAACCAGCAGAUGAUGAGAUGUUGUUCAUCUACAGCCACUACAAACAAGCAACUGUGGGUGACAUAAACACAGAACGGCCUGGGCUGUUGGAUCUCAAAGGCAAGGCCAAGUGGGAUGCCUGGAAUCAUCUGAAAGGGACUUCCAAGGAAGACGCCAUGAAAGCUUACAUCAACAAAGUAGAAGAACUAAAGAAAAAAUAUGGAAUAUAACAGACUGGAUUUGGCUGCCAACACUGCAUUUCAUCUAAACCGAUCUAAUGCCUUUCUUUUCUAAUACUGUGGAUGACAUGAAAUAAUGCAAAUAGCCUGUUAGCCUAGGUCCUGAAGACCGCACAGGGCAUGGCUCCAACAGAGUAGGGCCUGCCAUGGUUACUGACCUGCGCUGAGUAGUUUUUAUCCGUAGAUCUAUUAAAAGCACAUUUGUUACUUUAA